GGCACGCAAAUAGGGCACCGACACCGCCGGCCGCCGGCCGCCGGCCGCCGGGACGCCCUUUCGAUCAUGCUCCAUACCGCCACCUAGAACUCCCCCAGCGCCGGAUACCAACGCCCAAGACGGCAUGCUGCCGCGCCGAGCCCACGACGGCACACCGCCACGCCGCCGGGGUUACGGCGGCACUCCGCCACGCACCGCAGUGCCCCUAUCUUUCGGGCUGCUCGCUCCCAUGUCCGCAUCUCCCCUAGUCUCUCCGCGCUGCCGCCGCCGCUGCGGGGGAAGACGGCACGGACCGGCUUGGCUCGCUUCGGUUCGGGCUCGGCUCGGGCUGAACUUGGAGCCAGGCUCGGUUCGGGAAGAGGCCAGCUGGCAUCCGGCUCGGCUCGCGUGUAGGACCCACUUCCAGAGGGUAAGUUGCGUCCACGGCCAUGCCUCCAAUAUUCAAAACUCCCUCUUCUAUUCUUCUUCUUCCUCCACCUGCUUCGCUUCCUCCGCUGCCUCCUCCUCCCACCUCGCCGUCUCCCACCUCGCCGUCUCCCACCUCGCGCGCGCCUCCCAUGGCCUCAGCAGAGCCAGUUCUCCUGCUCCCCGCACCUGCAUCUCCUCUCCUUCUCCCAGCCAUGCUUCCAUCCCGCUCCCCCGACUCCACCUCCCGCACCACCGUGCCCUUGUUUCUCAUCCGAGCGAUCUCGUCUUCGUCCCCUGGAUUCCGCAAGUUCUUAGUUCACCUGGUCAAGCAGCUCUGGGGGGAUCCUAAACGACUUGGGAAGUUCCUCGAUCAAUGGUUCUCACCGGCGGCGAGUCGCGUGAAUCCGCUCCGCGUCCUCCCCAUCCCCAAGGCGCCUGAGUUCCCCGACAUCAUGCGUCUUCUGCAGGCGCUGCUUCGGAAAGCUACGGUGCAGGCGGUCCUUGUGGCCACGGCCACGCUCAUGGUCAUCCACCUCUCCCGAGCGCGGCCCGUCGAGGAUGACGACGAGGGAGCGCUUCUGCAGCGGAGGCUCCCUCUCUUCGUCAGAGAUGGAGUGUGGCGGAUCAUCGCUCCGCGAGGUCCACUUCCCACGCUCCGCUGGCCACCACGGACAUGGACGGCUGACGCCAUGGAGGCGCUAAGGUUCGACCUGCGGCGCCGGGAGAUGGACCACUCCGACCUCACGCUCCACAGUGGGGUUGGGCAGCCUGUCAUGCUCAUGGCGCACCGGGACUGUGUGGAGAAGAACAGCAAUGGCAACAACCCCAGGUGAUCCCCGGCCAUUCCCAGCAGCUCGAUCACGCGCGCCGCCUCCGGGCCCCC
Molecule: messenger RNA, 1291 nt
Organism: Lolium perenne
Lineage: Eukaryota; Viridiplantae; Streptophyta; Magnoliopsida; Poales; Poaceae
Source: RefSeq, a predicted model, not a curated record